CCCGCCGCCGCCGCCGCCCAGGACGCGCUCAGCCCGGAGCCGGCGCCCACGCCGGAGCUGCCCGAAGAGUACGCGUACCCGGACUACCGCGGGAAGGGCUGCGUGGACGAGAGCGGCUUCGUGUACGCGAUCGGGGAGAAGUUCGCGCCGGGCCCCUCGGCCUGCCCGUGCCUGUGCACCGAGGAGGGGCCUCUGUGCGCGCAGCCCGAGUGCCCGCGGCUGCACCCGCGCUGCAUCCACGUCGACACCAGCCAGUGCUGCCCGCAGUGCAAGGAGCGGAAGAAGUACUGCGAGUUCCGGGGCCAGACCUACCAGACUUUGGAGGAGUUUGUGGUGUCCCCCUGCGAGAGGUGUCGCUGUGAGGCCAGCGGGGAGGUGCUGUGCACGGUGUCAGCGUGUCCCCAGACGGAGUGCGUGGACCCUGUGUACGAGCCCGACCAGUGCUGCCCCAUCUGCAAAAACGGCCCAAACUGCUUUGCCGAAACUGCUGUCAUCCCGGCCGGCAGGGAGGUGAAGACCGACGAGUGCACCAUCUGCCACUGCACCUACGAGGAGGGCACCUGGAGGAUCGAGCGGCAGGCCAUGUGCACCCGACAUGAGUGCCGGCAGAUGUAGGCGCCCGGCCCGCACCCUCGCCCUUCUAAACGCUGUUCUGACCGAGGUUCUAGACGACUCUGGGAACUAUCGCCCGAGGGAGAAGAUUUUGAUAAGGAACCGUGGAAAAUGGUUGGUACUUUUUCUUUUCUUGGUGACAGCUGCUGCAAGGGAAGGCAGUGGAUGUGUUUCAAAACGUCAACCAGGACUUUGGGCAUAAAAGUCCCUCUCUAAAUAAAUGUGCUAUUUUCACAGUAAGUACACUAUUAUAUAAUAAAUGUAUUUCUAUAAUCCCUCUAUUAGAGAGCUUAUAUAAAUGUUUUCUAUAGAUACAGAUUAAACAUGCUGUGUUGUCACCCGUCCUCCCUGUGUAGCUGCAUAUCUUUGUCACUCUGACUGCUGCUGGGGACACUGUCACAGGGGAUACUGCACCUGGUCGUGGAUCGUAAGAUGAAGGACUAAUUUCUACCAAACCCCUCCCUAGGUUCUGUUUACUUACAGACAUUUCCCCAGUGUUUAUCCUCAGAAAGUGCAGCCCAAUUCACCCAAUUUAUGAAUUCAGCCCAAUUCAUAAAUAACUUCCUUCUUAUAAUAACAUACAGCUUCUGUCCGCUCGCUCUGUUACUUGGGAGUCCAGUGGCCCUUGCACUUUUUCACUGACACGCACUUUUUCAGUUUUACAGAGCUCCUAUAUUGUGGAACAACAUCAACACAUACAUUGUAUAUUUCAUUUUCAUUUAUCUACCUUCUCUUCUUAAGCAUAACUUUAUUCCCUAAACUGAGGAAUAGGUAGGCCGGGAAAUUAGCAUUAUUGUUCCAUCAAACUGAAGUGUGUCAUAAAGUAGGAAGAAAGUCUUUUGUGUCUCUGGAGGAGCCUUAAGGAAAACUGAACUCCCAAACAUGUUUACACCAGAAGCCUAACUAUGCCAUGGGCAGCAGAUCUCAGUUCAGCACAGUCACCUUAGUAACUGGGAUGAAGCAUCUGUCCUCUCUCACAUACCCAGGAAGAUCCUGGUUGAUAACCCUGGCUCCAUCGCUGUGGAGAGCAGAACAAAAGCAGGUCCUCUGUCCAGCAGCAUUAAAACAAACCAAGCUGAAGACCAAGGGUAUUCUAUAGCCUUUCCGCAGCACAUGUAACCCACGCCAGCUUCUUUUCUCUUCACGUGAACAGGGAACAAAAAAGAGGCCACUGCAAAUGUGUAUUGGAGAACAGUUCCACUUUUAGGGAUCCCAUCAACAAAGAGAUAGUGAAAGAAGCAGUCAGGGUAUUAAUAGAUGUGAGGUGAAAAAAUCAGAAUUAUAGUAACUAUUUGAGGUCCUCUUCACCUUCCAGAAUUUAUUCAAAUUUAUUCCCAAAGUUUGAGUUAACCAUUUACUAAGUAUAAAGUAUUGUAAAGCACCUUUGGUCUCUUGUAUAACAGAAAUAAGACAUCCUAGUAUAUUUUAUUAGGAGCUAAAAUUAGGAGCCAUGAAAUUUCAGUAAGAAAGACUCCUUAAAAAAUGUGCCCACUAUUUUUUAUAUUAAAAAAUUCAAGGGGCUGGGGAUUUAGCUUAGCGGCAUAGC
Chinchilla lanigera (long-tailed chinchilla) is the source of this 2158-nucleotide messenger RNA. It is a transcript of the gene Vwc2, whose product is annotated as von Willebrand factor C domain containing 2. Gene Ontology annotation, biological process: negative regulation of BMP signaling pathway. Gene Ontology annotation, molecular function: protein binding. Gene Ontology annotation, cellular component: AMPA glutamate receptor complex. The transcript is spliced from 3 exons. The annotation marks the transcript as partial. The record is from RefSeq and is a predicted model, not a curated record. Lineage: Eukaryota; Metazoa; Chordata; Mammalia; Rodentia; Chinchillidae.